GAUCUAAGCCAGGAGAGAUAUUGCAUGAGCGCAUUAAGCCAACGUCCUCUGCUGCGUGUGUGUGGGUGGGUGUUUGCCUUGGUGACGGCAGGUCCAGGCAGGGUGUCUCACAGCAGAAAGCAGAGCUCACUGGUGGAACAGCACAGACAGAUCUCUGACCGACUCCAGAAAGGGAACGACUAUGACGAUUGGCAAGACUCGUAAGAAGUCCCUCAAGUUCCUGGACCGGGCCGACGGCUCUUACUGGCUCCUGGAUGAAAUGGAGGUGCCAAGGGAGGGAGAGCUGAUACAACAGGAGCAAGACCAAGGGAGGAUGGGAAGCGGAGAUGAGCGAGAGGGACAUUCCACGCCAUCGCGAGCGCAGAGUGACAAUCGCGAGCCAGACAUUUUUGAUUUCGAUACAGGCAUGAUGGAGGACGACGGGACGGCCGCACUGCUGAGGAGGAAACCAAGUCGCCUCAGCAGCCGGUGGAGACGGCGGAGCGGCUCCAAGAAAUGGCCAAACUGUCGUGCGGAGGUCCAUUCUGCCAACAAGGAAAAUAUGCCCCCCCCAGGGCACAUGACGGAGGUACCGGCACACACCGAGACAACGGAGCCGGCCAAGCCAGUUCUGCUCCAUUUGUCUAUGAAAGGUGAUGAAGAUGAUAAGGUUCUGAUUUCUGAGAAGGAAAGCAAGAACGGCCAGCAUGCAGAGGAGGAGAUAAAAGCAGUGAAGAAGAAAAGCCUGAGGAAUUACACACGGGCUAUUGACCGAGCUUUCCGCAGAGGCUGGGAGACCUUUGUUGCCAACCUGAAUAGUGUGACUCUCAGUCCUAUCUCCUCUUCAUCGCCCUCCUCGCGCUCACCAACAGAAAUCCACCACCGUUCCUCACUUGCGGAAUCCAGAUAGAACAAAGCCCAGGUGGCACCUAAAGGAGAGUUUAACCAAUCUAUUGUAUCUUGAUAUUACUGUAUUUGGAAACGCUUCACAUUAUCUGUACCUUCAUAAUGCAUUCAUUAUGCACUCAUAGAACAUUCAAUGCAUCUUCAUAAUGCAAGUAUAGAACAUUCAUAAACAGUAAGUAUAUAUUAACAUCUUAUUAUACCUUAACAGCAUUACUUUAUAUUAAUAACAAACAUAUGAUAAUAACAUACAAUAUAGCUGUAUAUUCAUAUGAAGUUUGUUAUUAAUGUAUAUUAAAGCUGCGAAGGUAUAUUACGAUGGGAAGGUACACUUACAUGCUGCUUAUGAAUAUUCUGUCAGUGUAUUAUGAAUGCAUUAUGAAGGUGCACUGAAUGUUCUAUGAAUGCAUUACGAAGGUGCACUGAAUAUUCUAUGAAUGCAUUACGAAAG
This is a messenger RNA of Paramormyrops kingsleyae, 1333 nucleotides long. RefSeq lists its product as uncharacterized. The record is from RefSeq and is a predicted model, not a curated record. NCBI's taxonomy places the organism in Eukaryota, Metazoa, Chordata, Actinopteri, Osteoglossiformes, Mormyridae.